GAAAGGGGAAAUUUUUGUAAGGGUUGGCAAUACUACGUAUUGUCAAGCUGUCACUGUCAUGUCAAAAUAAAUGUCAAACUAAAAAGAAAGGAACACGGGACCGAACCAGCCGAGUUUGAGUCUUUCUAUUUUCUAUUCUAUUUUAUUUAAUAAAAUUAAUGUCGUAUAAUUGAAGCGAAACACAAAACGGAAUCAUGAGGGAAAAUAUAAUAGAAUAUUUGAACGACCCUUUGCUAGUAGUAAAGGUGCAAAACUUCUUCGGCGUUAUAUACAAAAAGCAUGUGGAAAAUAAUGAAUCAUCUGUGAUACAUUCAGAGCAUUUAGAGCGACUAGAUGAAGAAAACGACUUGAAACAGCAUAAACGGAUACCGAGCAAUACUUCUAGCAGUUCCCAAUCGUCGUAUGAGACUGAUUCUUCCGUGGAAAAAGAGGAAAUUGAGUGUACUAUAAGCAAUAAGUUCUGGUACUAUCUGUUCGUGAUAGGAACAGCUCUUGGAGAUGAGAUAUUUUAUGCGACAUUCAUUCCGUUUUGGUUUUGGAAUGUGGAUGGUGCUGUCGGCAGAAGAGUGGUGCUUGUUUGGACUGUUGUUAUGUAUAUAGGCCAAGGUUUCAAAGACAUAAUACGCUGGCCUCGACCAGGCUAUCCAGUUAAAAAGUUACAAACAAAAUGGGCCAUAGAGUAUGGAAUGCCUUCCACCCACGCCAUGGUCGGUGUGUCUAUACCAUUCUCCGUACUACUGUACACAAUGGACCGGUAUCAAUACCCGGUACACUGGGGGCUGAUCAUAGCUGUUGCGUGGUGCUCGCUGAUAUGCGUCAGUAGAGUGUACCUCGGCAUGCAUAGUGUUUUGGACAUUGCAGCAGGUUUGCUGCUGUCAUCGGCCCUCUUAGUUGUGCUAAUUCCCGUAGUGGACUGGUUGGACGGAGUACUGCUCACCUCGCACUGCUCACCAGCUCUAGUCAUUGCUGUCUCCAUACUGGUUAUAGUGUUCCAUCCUAAUGCUGACAAAUGGACGCCCACUAGAGGUGACACUACGAUGAUAGUAAGCGUAUGCGCCGGCAUCCUUACCGGAUCAUGGACGAAUUACCAACUAGGCAACAUGGCGCCCAGCGAUUCAAAUCCGCCAUACGAAAUCAUAUGGCCCUCCAUAGACAUGAUCGGAUGCACCAUACUUCGCACCAUACUCGGCUUUUGUGGAGUUCUAGCUACCAGAGCUAUUGGUAAAUCUAUAUCGUACGCAUUCGUUUGCGCCCUCCUAGGCAAAGACAAGAACGAGUUGAGAAACUCAGAAAAUAGUCUGGACAAUAAGAAUAAGAUUAUCGUGGAGCUUAGUUACAAGUAUUUCACGUAUGGAAUGAUAGGUUUUAAUACAACGUAUGUGUUCCCCAAUGUUUUCGAUCUGUUGUUCAUUAACAGACCUACGUAUUAUACGGAGAUAUGAUAGUAUAUAUGAGGUUGUGAUGUGUGAACCAUGAUGUGAGUGAUGAUUUGUGCUGUGCACCAUUAGAAAAAAGAAUAGGACCACUCCAUCUUUCCCAUGGAUGUCGUAAGAGGCGACUAUGGGAUAGGCUUAUUAACUUGGGAUUCUUCUUUUAGGCGAUGGGCUAGCAACCUGUCACUAUUUGAAUCUCAAUUCUAUCAUAAAGCCAAACAGCUGAAUGUGGCCUAUCAGUCUUUUCAAGCUCUGUCUACCCCGCAAGAAAUAUAGACGUGAUUAUAUGUAUGUAUGUAUGAAUGAUGAUACUCGUAUGUGAGGGUUAUUUGUUAGUAUUGGAUGUCAGUUCGGGAACUUUGUUACAACAAAUUUGAAGACCUAUGUCCACUAGAAGGCAAACUAGGUUUAUGGUAUAUAACUACAUACAUAUGUAAGUAUGUAGCGUCUUAAAAAAAAAGUUUACAAACAAACUUAACAUCCAUAUCAUAUCACUCUAUUUAAUAUACUUCUUAUUUCGUAUAUUUUGUCAUAAAGUUUAUGUAUAAAAAUGUUUAUUACUAAAACUAAAUUAGAAAUCCCACCAAAAAUUUUUCAUAGUGCACCGCUUAUUUAAAAAGAGGCUUAUUUAUAAUGUAGUUACUAUGUUACGAUAUGACAUGACAUAGAAUCUACCAUGUUAUCGUUAUCGCGCAUUGUUAAGCCAAAUUGAUCUUUGAAUCUUGACCUGGGCCGGAUUAAGGCACCUAUUUCCCACACGGGCCCCACAAAAUAGAGAUAGUCAUAUAGUUAAAUAGAUGGAUUCUUUUAAUAGGUAGGUGUUUUAUGUCCAUGUUAUACUUUGUAAUUUACCGAUUGUUUGAUUAGAGCGAUAUGUUAUUAGGCAACACAGGACGCUUCAGAAGGCACGUUAAGAUAAUAUAUAUAUAUAUAUAUAUCUGUAAAAAUAAUAUAAUGUGUUAGUUUUAUAUGUUACUAACGCCCCGCCCCGGCCUCGCACGAGUUGCAAUUAUACAUAUAGGUAUAGACCUUUCUUUUGAAUCACUCUAUCUAUUUAAAAAAACACUGCAUCUAAAUCCGUCGUGUAGUUUUAAAGAUUUAAGCAUACAUACAGAGGGACAUUUUUUAUUAAAAGACAAAAAGUAAGAUAUAUAAGGGGCACUGCCCUCGUAGAAUCUAUAUAUAUAUCUAAUCUAUCGCUAUUUCGCUUUUUAUUAUGACGUGAAACGGGAUAGCGAUAGUUUUCGCGCGAUCAAAAUGGUGUCGCGCGUAAUAUUUAUAUCUUACUUUCUGUAAUAAAAAAUGGGCUGAUCCCAAUUCGGAGGGAAUUCGACCCUGGUUAAUGUUGCUUUAAAGGACAAAAUAGUAAAAUAAACUCUAUUGCGACAUUAAAUAACUGAUAAGAUUGUUUCUUUAUCAGACGUACCUACAUUCCAAUGAGAUAUUUCUUAAUAUUAUUCCUUUAUCAAUUAUAUCAAGGACACUGUAGAAAAAACGAAAACCAUAGGCUGUAUUAUUAUCAAAUCAAGUAGUCGUUUUCUUUUUUUAAAAGUAUAAGUACCUAUUGUGAACACGUCCUAUUUUGCUUAACUAGUAAUAUAUUUUACGUUAAAUAGACAUGUAUCAGACCAGUCUUAAGGCCUUUCUCAUUACAACACGCUUAAAAACAAAGAUUUUGAAGUGAGGAAUGGACAUAACCUGAAAAAUUAUCAUUUCUUUUAACAAUAACCGAUUUCGAGAAAUUGACCUGAUUGGCUCUUGUAUUAUAGAUUGGAGAUUGUUCAUUAGCCCAUUAAAUGUUUUUUGUUUGAUUUUAUCAUAAAUCUUAGGGCCAAAGACAAUUAUCAUAUUUUAUCAAUUAGAUUAAAAUUCGUUUUAAGAAAAAAAAAAUCCUCGUUCUGCAUUGUCUUUUCACAUAUUAUAGAAAGGGAUAGCAGUAUCAUUUACAACCACUCUUCUUUCUCCUGGCUUUAGUCCGGUUACAUUCUCACCGCUCUGGAGAGGAGCCGGGGGUAUCCUCUUGACCGUGGAUCCUGCAUUGGGCGAGUUAGUCAGUCAGACACGAAGCAACUCUCGUCUGACGUCCGCAACCUUUGCAGGGGAACCUAACCCAUAUUGGAUCCAUGGUUACACAGUUCAUGAAGGUUUCUCUCACCGUAAGAGCAUAGGAAACUUAUUUGCCGCCUAAUAAAAGGUAUCGUUUUCUUUACGAGAAACAAUUAAAGUAUUUAAACAUU
Amyelois transitella is the source of this 3670-nucleotide messenger RNA. RefSeq names its product sphingosine-1-phosphate phosphatase 1. Gene Ontology annotation, biological process: phospholipid dephosphorylation; sphingosine metabolic process. The transcript is spliced from 4 exons. The coding region runs from base 195 to 1442 and encodes 415 amino acids. The record is from RefSeq and is a predicted model, not a curated record. Gene Ontology annotation, molecular function: sphingosine-1-phosphate phosphatase activity. Lineage: Eukaryota; Metazoa; Arthropoda; Insecta; Lepidoptera; Pyralidae. Gene Ontology annotation, cellular component: endoplasmic reticulum membrane.